AGAAAAGUGAUACUCAGCUAUGUCUUCAGAAGGAGAAGAUUUCCACAGGAGAAUGAGUAUAAGAAAUGAGUCCACAUUGACCGAGUUUCUUCUUUCAGGAUUAACUGACCAACCUGAGCUUCAGCUGCCCCUUUUCUUCCUCUUCUUGGGGAUUUACAUAGCUACCAUCGUGGGAAAUCUUGGCAUGAUCUCCAUAAUUGUGUUGAGUUCUCAACUUCACAUUCCCAUGUACUAUUUCCUCAGUAGUUUAUCUUUUACAGAUUUCUGCUAUUCUUCUGUUAUUAUCCCCAAAAUGCUGGUAGGGAUUUUAAGCAGAGAUAAAUCUAUCUCUUAUGCUGGAUGCAAUAUUCAGUUAUAUUUGUUCUGUGUGUGCGCUAUUUCUGAGUGCUACAUGUUGGCAGCAAUGGCCUAUGAUCGUUACGUUGCCAUCUGCAGCCCCCUGCUCUACAAUGUCAUCAUGUCCCCGCAGGUCUGUUCUCUGCUGGUGGCUGCUGUCUUCUCAGCAGGUUUUACCCUUUCCAUGGUUUUUGAGGGUUGUUUGUUAAGCUUGGAUUUCUGUGGGUCAAAUAUCGUUAAGCAUUAUUACUGUGACAUCGUCCCCCUUAUGAAACUCUCCUGUUCCAGCACAUAUAUUGAUGAACUUUUGGUUUUUGUUGUUGGUGGAUUUAACCUGGUAGCCACCAGUGUGACAAUCAUCAUUUCAUAUGUUUUUAUCCUCUCCAGCAUCCUCCGCAUGCACUCUAAAGAGGGCAGGUCCAAGGCUUUCGGCACUUGUGGAUCCCACUUGACAGCGGUUGUUAUUUUUUAUGGGUCUCUCAUGUUCAUGUAUCUCAAACCUGCAUCCAUCAGCUCAGCCAUCCAGGAGAAAAUCACUUCCGUAUUUUACACCAUCGUGAUUCCCAUGUUGAAUCCCCUGAUUUAUAGUCUGAGAAAUAAGGAAGUGCAAAAUGCACUGAUGAAGCUCUUAAAGAGAAACACAUCUUCAUAA
Messenger RNA from Talpa occidentalis (Iberian mole), 988 nucleotides. RefSeq names its product olfactory receptor 8D4-like. Lineage: Eukaryota; Metazoa; Chordata; Mammalia; Eulipotyphla; Talpidae. Gene Ontology annotation, biological process: G protein-coupled receptor signaling pathway; sensory perception of smell. The record is from RefSeq and is a predicted model, not a curated record. Gene Ontology annotation, cellular component: membrane. The transcript is spliced from 2 exons. Bases 20 to 988 code for a protein of 322 amino acids. Gene Ontology annotation, molecular function: olfactory receptor activity; G protein-coupled receptor activity; odorant binding.